GCUGUUGAAAACAAGUGCCGCCAGUGCAAAUUGGAAAGCCAAGCUGCUCUCCCCGAGCGGCUGAGUCAACAAACAUGGCGUCGCAAGUGACAGGAAGGUCUGCGACGCUCCUGCGUGUUUUGGUCCUUAGCGGCGCCUUCCUCCUCGCUGCGGGGGAGCGAGUGAAGAACAAGAUCUACGAUGAGAUCCAGGGCGACAUGCCGUGCUUUAAGAGGUUCAACGGCACGCAUGAGAUCGGGUGCACGUCUAAGUUCUUCGGGAACACGGGAGUCCUUCAUGUCAUCGAGGAGAAGGCCGAUUUCGACUGGGUGUACGAGCACGGGCCCCACCAGCCCUACGUCCUGGCCUUCACGCCUCUGUUCCUGACGGAGGCAGUGCUGGAACGGGCCAGGGACUCGGGGAAGGUGUCGGGGGUGGUGGUGGUGGUGCCCGAGGACUUCGACCCCGAGACGCAGCUCCUGGACGGCUUCUCAGGGGAGACGGAGUGCCCCGAUGACUACCUGGGCCUCUACAGCGCCUCAAGCAACCCCGACUACGCUGGCUACUGCAGGAGAAAGCCCUGGAACCCCAACGGAACAUCCAUGCUCUACACCUCCUGGGAAUUCCCCAUCUUCCUCAUUACCAACCAGACCUCAGUUGACAAUAUUCAUAGUUGUUUCGAAAAAUUUAACAAGCCUGUGAAUGGAAUGCCCAGGGAUUGGCCUUUGUGUUCCAUGGAACUGAAAUCCAACAUGUUUGGCACAACCAAUUCGGAAGUCUGCAUGAGGCGGGCUUCCAUAGGGCCCUUAAGCAGACAUUUCUGUGAUCCACUGUAUGACUAUAACAUUUGGGGUACACAAACCAUGAAUAUAAGUGAAGAAAUCCCCGAGAAGUCUGUUAUUAUAGUAGCAGCAAGAAUGGAUGCGGCAACAAUGUUUGACAACAUUUCUCCAGGUGCAAACUCUGCAGUAUCGGGAAUCGUCACCUUGAUGUCAGCUGCUGCGGCAAUAUUUAAGCACAAGGAGGAGAUAAUCAAUGCGAGUAACAAGAACAUACUCUUCAUUCUUUUCCAGGGCGAGACUUGGGGUUACAUUGGGUCCUCACGUGUAGUUUGGGACAUGGAGCAGGGGCAGUUUCCCUACAAAGUUAAAGAUGAUGUUAAAGAUCAGAUUGCGCAGAUCAACCUCACCCACAUUGACUACUUCAUAGAGCUGGAGCAAGUGGGACAGGCAAUGGCAUCAUCACAGCUGUACUUGCACACGGAUCCCAUUUCCAAUGCCAAUUCCGAAGUAAGGGAAGAAACUGACAACCUGCUUGAAGUCAAGAAUGCUUCAGAUUUAGUUGAGAAACUUAACUUAAUUACGGUCAAUAAGGAAUUUCCCCUCCCACCUUCUUCAAUCCAGAGUUUCUUGAAACGAGUAAACAUCUCGGGAGUUGUCAUUACAGAUCAUGAAGGUGAGUUUAAAAACCCAUAUUAUGAGAGCUUCCUUGAUAAUUAUCGCAAUGUCAAGUACGAGGCAUACAGUGACACAGAUCUUUACCAUAAGCACAUCACAAAUGUUGCCAGUUUAUUGGCCACAGCUAUCUACAGAUUGGCUACUAAUACCACUAAGAAGAUCGAAGCUGAUCCAGAACUUACAAACGAGCUCUUAUAUUGCUACAUGAAAAACAUGACCUGUAACCUUGUCCAGGAAAAUGGAGGAGAUAUGGCAAAGUACAUGGAACCCAAACCUGCCAAGCUGUAUGUGAGUGUGGAGAAUGGGGAAAGGGAGAGGUCUUAUGUCACAAUGUACUUGAUGGCUUGGCUUCUGGGAGAUGAGGUAAAGCGAGAUCAACAGGAUUGCAAGAUUGAAAGCAUUUACAACAUGAGUCAAUUUUACUACUAUCCCCGCAUAGGCAAUGGAACAUGUGUGCAGUCCACUGUGAGGAUGACUGAUGCCAUGAGUCCUGCCUUCCUCAUAGAUGACUAUGACUGGAAAUCCGGCGAGUAUUCAACCUGGACUGAGAGUGGAUGGAAGUUGACUAAGGUCAUGAUUUUCCUGCGGCCCUCUGUCUUAGAGGAAGUUGCUGUGGUGUGUGGAGGUGUGGUAUCUUUAGUACUCUCAGUGAUUGUUGUUCAUUUCAUGAACUCGCGUGCUGAUCUACUGUUUGGCUUAUCAACACCACCUGCAGCUUGUUAAAACUGUGAUAAAUUAUGUUCCUAUAUACAUAUGUAUAUACAUAUGUAUGUAUAUAUAUAUGUAUAUAUAUGUAUGUAGGUUAUUAUGGAUAAUGAAACUAUUGUGAGACUACAAUGAACUGCGUGAGAAAUUUUUUAAAUGCUUUUUUGUUUGUCAUAACUUGGAUGAUGAGGAAAACUGUCCUUUACAUGAUAGGUUGUAAAUCAUGUGAGCAAAUAACCUCUUGUAAAUACGUCAUAUCAUGAUACAUUAUAAGGUUUCAGCUUGGAAUUCAUACUGAGAGUUGAUGACAAAUUGUGGGAGUAUUGGUCAAUCUUCAAAUUGCACAUAAUCCCCCCCCCCCCCCCCUUUAAGAUGUGAGUAUUUACUUAUUUUGUAACUAUCAGUUUUCAUAUUUUGCUUGUAUGGAAAGCCCCCCUCUUCUCUCUUUCCAAUUUAAAGACUAUCAGGAAAUUUUAAUGGAAUAGCUUAAUAUGAAAAGAUUCUCGUAUGAUUUCUUUGUUACCUGCUCUAUAUUUAUUCAUCAGUUUCUUGUCUGUGUUUUAUGAAUCAAAGCACAAACAUUAUUCCAUUCACAUGCCAUAUAUGAUAGACAUUUGUCAAGAAAUUGAAAUUGAAAACUUACAGAAUAUAAAACAAUUAUU
Molecule: messenger RNA, 2803 nt
Organism: Penaeus indicus
Lineage: Eukaryota; Metazoa; Arthropoda; Malacostraca; Decapoda; Penaeidae
Product: nicastrin-like
Biological process (GO): protein processing; Notch receptor processing
Cellular component (GO): plasma membrane
Source: RefSeq, a predicted model, not a curated record